GAGCCGGUGAUGCAGAACCUCUUUUGACUCAACAUUGCGACCCUACCGAAGAAACCCUCGCAAGCAACUGUGAGAAACGCAAGCCUCACCAUCCGUUCGCCUUUCUCGAUCCCAUUUGGUUGGAUAGCUUGAAGAUCACGACAAGUCCCUGCACAUCGGUAACGGAAUCUUUUUGCGUAAAUGUGCACCAUGAAAUCGACCUCGCAGGCAAGGUCUGGCUAGAGGUGGCGGUCUUUGAAACGCUGCACGUUUGGAAGAUCACACGAACCAUCCGAGCUGGCCCACCCCUCUCUCAGACCGAGACAGGUCCCCUGAUCGACAACUCGAUUGAAAGAUCCUCAAAAGGCAGAAUGCUUCUUUUAUUCUUUCUCAAUUCUUAUUUCUUGAACUUUUUGACGAUACCACACCUGCUACUCCCCCUUUUCUGCCAGCAUCAAAACGAACCAUGAUGCAGCCACUACCCUCACCGCGGUAUUAUACCGAUCUCCCCAACAACGACGACCACCACCACGAUGACGAAUUCGACGUUUCAUCCCAAAAUGCGCGCAGCGACAACUCCAGAGCCGCGCUCAUGAACGACGAUCAUGAGGAAAAGUCUUGGGCUAUUGAUACAGAGGGGCGACAACAUGCACAUGUUGGCACAUCAUGUCAAUGCCGGUCAAAUCAACCGAGAAAGAAGAGGAGAUGGAUGUGCAAGACUAUCAUGUCCAUCAGAUCACUUCUCGACACAGUCAUGCUGGUGGUGAUUCUGGUGUUGGUUGCUGAGAGGCGGUGGCCGGAAUAUUCCAUCCUGCCAGGGAAACAAAACAAUGAAGGGGCAAAGGGUGAAAUAGGGGGUGAUAUCACCGGGUUUGCGCCAUAUUUCUCUCAACAAAUAACAACCUUCCAACCCGACCCUCUUUUCGUCCCAGACAACAGCUCUGAUUUUUUCACCGAGGCCGUCAGGAAGAAGUGGCUGGGAAUCGUUCCUCGCGGACUCGGCUACGUGACCGUCAACAAAACCUCCUCCCGCGGCCAAGAUUCAUUUGACAAUCUCCCGCACCCCCUGAAAGAGUAUCCAUCGUCAACCUUCACCACCUCGGUAACCCAUCAGAUCCACUGCCUCCACACCAUUGCCGGGGUGGUAGCAGCCUACGAGUCCAACAGAUUGGACAUGCUUCCAGAGGAGGGAGCGUGGCAUUUGAAUCAUUGUUUUGAUUACCUGAGACAGAGCAUAAUGUGCUGCGGUGAUGUUGCACUAGAGGGGCAGCACACAACGUUUCCAGAGGACUUUACAGGGAGCGAUGGGUGGGAUGCGAAGCAUGUUUGUCGGGAUUAUGGGGAAGUUUUGGAGUACUUGGAGGCAAACAGGGCCGAUGACCAGGUUUGGAUAUGAACGAUCAGAGACUAGGGCUGCACGUUGGGGGAGAACUCGAGGGUGAGAUGCAUUAAUUGGAGGCGUUUGGGCUACUAGGAUGGGCUGGCUUUUGAUUUAACGGCGUUCGGGCACUACCAUGAUGAUGGCAAUGAAGACCAAAUCCAA
Messenger RNA from Podospora pseudocomata, 1522 nucleotides. RefSeq lists its product as uncharacterized. The record is from RefSeq and is a predicted model, not a curated record. Bases 446 to 1375 code for a protein of 309 amino acids. Lineage: Eukaryota; Fungi; Ascomycota; Sordariomycetes; Sordariales; Podosporaceae. Gene Ontology annotation, biological process: mycotoxin biosynthetic process. The transcript has 3 exons.